Gordionus sp. m RMFG-2023 is the source of this 2083-nucleotide messenger RNA. Its product is annotated as probable flavin-containing monoamine oxidase B. The record is from RefSeq and is a predicted model, not a curated record. Lineage: Eukaryota; Metazoa; Nematomorpha; Gordioida; Chordodea; Parachordodidae. The coding region runs from base 31 to 1881 and encodes 616 amino acids. Gene Ontology annotation, molecular function: oxidoreductase activity. The transcript has 12 exons.
UGAUUCAAAAUUUUUAUAAUAAAUACAAAAAUGAUUCAAACAUAUGAUAUUUGUAUCAUCGGAGCUGGUUUAUCAGGAUUGAGUGCUGCUUAUUAUACCAGAAAGAAAAGUGAUAAAAUCAGCUUACUUAUACUAGAGGGGAAAGAUAAAUGUGGAGGACGUUUGUGUUCAACACCUUCCUUUAAAUAUGGUGAAAGUUUAAAUAACCUAGAGUUAGGAGGGGAAUGGAUAUCAAGAGAUCAGGUUCAUAUUGAUUGGUUAUUAUUUGACUUAAAAAUUGACUUGAAAACUCAAAAUCAUACUGGAAGGGACAUAUGGAAUUUUGAAUUUUUUCUACCAUCUUAUUUAAAUAUCAUAUCUCAAGGAAAAAAUAUAAACAUUGAUAGAAAAUCUUUAAAAUUUAUAGAAGGAAAUGGAAAUACAUUUUUUAAUUUCAUAUCAAAUAUUUUAUGGAAAAUUUACUUAUGGAAAGUUAACUUAAUUCUAAAGAUUUUAAAUCAUUUGAAUUUAUAUAAAAAAUACAAUUAUAAUAUGAUUGAUAAUCUUGAUGUAAUGACUAUGAAAUCUUAUUCAAGAAAAUUUAUAAAUUGGUUAUUGUUAUCAAAAUUAAGGAUAGAUGUAAUGAACGUAACUCAUAGGGUGCUAUUCGGUACUGAGUCCAAACGAGUCCCGUUUUUGUUUUACGCCCUUUACAGUCUCCCCUUAACUUCUCAUCAGGGAUCUGGUAUAUAUGACGCCUUUCUUGCCGCUAAAUUAAAGGGAGAUGCUCCAAAAAGAAUGAGAAUUAAGGAAGGCGCACAUACAAUAUGUGACAAAUUGGUCGAAUCAUUAUCAUCUAAACAGAACCUAAAAAUUUCGUACGAAAAAAGAGUUGAAUCUAUCUAUCAGGAUAAAGAUACCAAAAAUUUUACGAUAACUUGUCGGAAUGGGGAAGUGUUUGAAAGCAAAACAGUUAUAAUGGCUAUUCCUCCUGUGUGCUUAAAAGACAUCAAAUUUGAUCUGAUAGCACCAUUAUCAAAAGGGCUAAGUUCUUUGUUCCAACAUUGUCAACCAGGUCAUGUGAUAAAAUUCGUUAUCGUAUUUCCCACGCCUUUCUGGCGCGAUCUAAAAUAUUCCGGACUAGUAGUUAACUGUCCCAAAGAAAGACCUUACUUUUACGGAAAAAACUUCCUCGAGGACGAAACAACACCAUUGGAGGAGUCGGAAAUGGAAUUAGAUCUGAGAUAUUCUUACUUUUGCAGUAAAACGGAGGUGUUUAGAUAUAAGGGAGCCACUCCGGUAGCUCCCUUCGAUUGUGUAUUUGAUUCGGGACCUGGCGAAGAUGAUGGAACAGAAAAGGGCGAUACGGAUGAAAAGAUUUUGGGAAAAAGAAUUAAGUAUGGGUCCCUAAGUGGGUUCAUAGGCGGUGAUAAUUACCUGUUUUGGAAGGACAAACCGCAAAAGGAACGAUUCGUAGCAAUUACUUCUUACCUCAAUUUCGUGUGGCAAACUACUAAAGCUAAAGAAUCUUUACACUACUUUGAAAAGAAUUGGUGCGAAGAAGAUUUGUGCUAUGGGGGCCCAGUUGGUGUUCCAUCUACGGGAUAUUCCAAGUAUUUAUUGAACCUCAGAGAACCUCACGAUAAAUGCUUGUAUUUUGCCGGGUCAGAAUCGGCGGAUAUAGAUAUGGGAUCGAUGUCUGGGGCCGUCCAAGCUGGGUUGAGGUCCGCCGUGACAUGUUUAAAUGACCAUUGGCCCGAUGUGAUUAACGAGUCCGAAAUUGGAGCAAUGAGAGGUCGUGAAGACCUAAGCUCCGAAAAAAAUAUAUUUGGCUAUGAAAGGAUGGUAUCUUCUAGAUCUAAUUACUCGAUAAACGAGCAAUCGAAAAAAGGAAAAUUAUAAGUAGGGAAAAUGGAAAUAUUUAAAUGGAUUUUGAAUAUCAUUUAAUAAUCUAUUUAAAAAUUACUUACAUAACAAUAUCCUUAUAUUAAUAAAUAAGAGAUGCGAUUAAAAAAAAUGAAUGCCAAAUAUUUUUGACCGCAAAAUUCAAAUUGUUAUCUCUGAAUUAAGUGAUAUAUAUAUAUAAUGAUAUCUGUGAUAGAUA